Camponotus floridanus (Florida carpenter ant) is the source of this 2416-nucleotide messenger RNA. Its product is annotated as cationic amino acid transporter 2. Gene Ontology annotation, cellular component: plasma membrane. Gene Ontology annotation, molecular function: amino acid transmembrane transporter activity. The record is from RefSeq and is a predicted model, not a curated record. Lineage: Eukaryota; Metazoa; Arthropoda; Insecta; Hymenoptera; Formicidae. Bases 429 to 2228 code for a protein of 599 amino acids. The transcript is spliced from 11 exons. Gene Ontology annotation, biological process: transmembrane transport; amino acid transport.
GAGAAAUAAAAAUUUGAAAGUAUUAAUCAAGUAGUAAAGUAAUUAAAUAUACGAUAUUGAAAUUGUACUUAAUGUUAUCAAUCCGCGGAAUCACUUGUUUUUACAAUCUAGUAAAGGGUAUAUGACAAGGUGAUAUGACAAAAUACGAAUUGGGAACGCUGAACCCAAGGAAUACAUACCGACGUGUCUUGUUUAUGAUUGAUCAUAUUAUCAUGUGUAACGGAUAAUCGAUAUCUACACAGAGAUAAGCAAAAUAAAGAAAGUACAUUCGUUUAUUAUAUUUGUGAAAACAAUUUCAAGAUUGUCGCGCCACCCUGUAUGUUGCCAGUAUAAUCGAGAGUGACGUUCAGGUGCGACUGCAGUAAUUACAGUGAAGCGGUUUCGCGUACAACCGAGAACGUUACGUUGCUAACGAUCAAUUGUAUAACAUGAAGUGGAAAAUCCGCGAUGUGUACAAGGUGUUUAGCCGCAAAAAGGUGGUGAACAUUUCUCAAGACUCUAAAUUAGCGAGGGUCUUGUCGACUCUCGAUCUCACAGCCUUAGGAGUUGGCUCGACUUUGGGAGUAGGUGUGUAUGUCUUGGCAGGAACUGUUGCAAGAUCCACCGCUGGUCCUGCCGUGAUCGUUUCAUUCGCCAUUGCUGCGAUAGCAUCGAUGUUUGCAGGACUCUGUUAUGCAGAAUUCGGAGCACGAGUGCCGCGUGCUGGAUCCGCAUACGUUUACAGUUACGUCACAAUGGGCGAGUUUGUUGCAUUUCUCAUCGGCUGGACGUUAAUUCUGGAGUACGUCAUCGGCUCAGCUAGCGUGGUACGCGGUCUCAGCACAUAUGUCGACGCGCUCUUUAACAAUAGCAUGAGAAAUGCCUUCGAAUCAGCGGCACAUAUCGAUAUUAAUUAUCUAUCAUCAUAUCUAGACUUUUUCGCAUUUGGCAUCACUCUGCUGUUUUCAGUUGCGCUUGCUUUUGGAGCCAAGGAAUCUUCGCUAGCAAACAACUUUUUUACAUUAGUGAAUCUCUUUGUCGUACUUUUCGUCAUAAUCGCCGGUUCUACUAAAGCUAAAAUUAGUAAUUGGAAGACGGAGCCUAAAUGCACCGAGACAAAGUGCGAGUUCGGCACCGGCGGUUUCGCACCUUAUGGCAUAUCGGGCAUCAUAAGCGGCGCGGCCACGUGUUUUUACGGAUUCAUUGGCUUCGAUUGCGUGGCAACUACGGGAGAGGAGGCUAAAAAUCCGCAACGAUCUAUCCCCAUAGCGAUUGUCGCAUCCCUGAUGAUUGUCUUUCUGGCGUACUUUGGCGUCUCGAUGGUCCUUACCACCGUGUUACCGUACUACGAGCAAAAUCCCGAAGCACCGUUCCCACAUUUGUUCACGACAUUAGGAUGGGACUGGGCCAAGUGGCUCGUGUCGAUCGGAGCAAUUUGCGGACUAUGCUCCAGUCUUUUAGGUGCGAUGUUUCCGCUGCCGCGAGUAAUCUAUGCUAUGGCUUCAGACGGAUUAAUCUUCAAGUGGAUGGGCAAAGUAAGCUCACGAUUCCAAACUCCGUUCAUGGGCACGCUUUCCGCCGGGCUUCUUACAGGCAUUCUAGCGGCGAUAUUUGAACUCACGCAAUUAGUCAAUAUGAUGAGUAUCGGUACGCUACUGGCAUAUUCGAUUGUGGCCUCUUGUGUACUUAUUUUACGAUACGAAGAAAGCGAAGCAUAUGAGAAGAAAGACGAUCGCGAUCCAAGGACUUUCACAUUCGUCAUAAGACAACUGGUAAACGCGAACAAAUUAAAUCAUUCCACUAAACUUACGGCACAGAUCGUUACUUCUCUCGUAUUUUGUUACAUUGUUCUUUGUUUUGGUAUCGCUACUCUGUUAUCAACGUAUAUAACUGAGAUCAGCGCUGGAAAAGCGACUUUCGUGGUAUUACUCGCCGUUUUAAUCGGUGCACUCAUGCUUACUCUUUGUUUCAUUUAUCUCCAACCAGUUUCGGGCAAGAAACUUACAUUCUCGGUGCCGUUGGUACCAUUCUUGCCGGCGAUUAGUAUACUCAUCAACAUUUAUCUUAUGAUGAUGUUGGACGCUAUGACAUGGGUACGAUUUGCCGUGUGGAUGAUAAUUGGCUUGGUUAUAUAUUUCUCUUAUGGCAUACGACAUAGUAAUAUUCGACAAAUGAAGUUGCCGGCGAGAUCAACUGAUAAGAGUAAAGAUAAUUCAUGGAGAGAUGCUGAUUCUUCUCAUGCCUUGUGAUAAAAGAUGACUAUAAAAAUAGAUCGUUUAAUUUUAAUUUAUUGAUUGGAAUCAAUGAGAUAACUCUUUUAAAAUAAUGUAAAAUAUUAUACUCAUAAAAUACCUGCAAAGUAUUUAUUAACUUUCUAUAGUGAUUUCGAAAUAAAUGUUCUCUCUCUCUCUCUCUCUCUCUCUCUCUCUCUCUCUCU